GAUAACCGUUGGAGCGCGCCGUGCGAGAGAACACCGAAGAUGCCCAGCGCCUCUUUUACGGCCUCGCGGUCGUACGUGCGGCGAUCCCGAAGGAAAGGCGCAAACAGGAUACCCACACCUUCGAGAACGACGUCUGAACCGUGCGAGCCGUCAUGUCCCGUCCAGCCUAACCAGAACGCGCCCGCACCAUCCGCCCUCGCUGGCAAUCCUCUCGGCGGGCAGCAACAAGGGGCGUUCGCCCCGCCCGGCCCCAGUGCCGGGGGCGGCGUAGUGGCGGCCGCGGCUGCCGCUGCCGCCCACCAGUCGCCGUACGAUUUGCGACGCAAGUCGCCUUCGCACAAUCACGGGGGCGGCGCACCCGCCGUCGACGGUGGCCCCGGGCCCAGUACGAGCGCCGCGACGGCGAGCGGCAGCCCCGCCUCCCCGACGACACCCUGCAACGUGCCCGUCGCGCAGGGCGCUUACAGUUCGGUAAUGCAACCCGCGAGGAAACGGCCCAGACGGACCUGCUCUGCAUCUUACGAAAAUUGUACAAAUACCGCCGCUCACUACUUGCAAUACGAAUUGCCGGACGAGGUGUUGCUCACCAUAUUCAACUACCUGCUCGAGCAGGACCUGUGCCGUGUGAGUCAGGUGUGCAAGAGGUUCCAAGUGAUCGCCAACGACACAGAGUUGUGGAAGCGCCUGUAUCAGAACGUGUACGAGUAUGAUUUGCCGCUGUUCAAUCCGGCGCCGUGCAGGUUCGAGUUUGUUAGCUCGGACGAGUCGGAAUUGGCGAAUCCGUGGAAGGAGUCGUUCCGGCAACUGUACCGGGGCAUACACGUGCGCCCUGGCUAUCAAGAUUUGAGCUUUAAGGGCCGCAAUUUGGUUUAUUUCAACACCGUGCAGGGCGCCCUAGACUACGCUGACGAGCGAAGCGGCAGCGGCGGCACUUCCACUGGCCUGGUCGGUGGGGGCGGGGGCAGCGUGUGCGGGAGCCACCCGCCCGACGGAGGCGGUCAGGGGGCGUUGAUUUUCCUGCACGCCGGGACGUACCGUGGCGAGUUCCUCGUUAUCGACUCAGACAUCGCGCUGAUCGGCGCCGCGGCCGGCAACGUUGCCGAAUCGGUCAUACUGGAGCGGGAAUCCGAGUCGACGGUCAUGUUUGUCGAGGGCGCGAAAAACGCCUACGCGGGCCAUUUGACUUUGAAGUUUUCGCCGGAACCUGCAUCGGCCACGCCCCACCACAAACACUACUGCCUCGAGGUCGGGGAGAAUUGUAGCCCCACCAUCGACCACUGUAUUAUCAGGAGCACGUCGGUUGUGGGGGCGGCUGUUUGCGUCAGCGGCGUCGGCGCGAACCCCGUGAUCCGGCACUGCGAUAUAAGCGACUGCGAGAACGUCGGCCUCUACGUCACCGAUUACGCGCAGGGCACCUACGAAGACAACGAAAUCAGCCGCAACGCGUUGGCCGGCAUCUGGGUGAAGAAUUACGCGAACCCGAUCAUGCGUCGAAACCACAUUCACCACGGCCGCGACGUCGGCAUCUUCACCUUCGACAACGGCCUCGGCUACUUCGAGGCGAACGAUAUCCAUAACAACCGGAUCGCCGGGUUCGAGGUGAAGGCGGGCGCGAACCCCACCGUCGUCCAUUGCGAGAUACACCACGGCCAGACCGGCGGAAUUUACGUCCACGAGAACGGCCUCGGCCAAUUCAUCGAUAACAAGAUCCAUUCGAACAACUUUGCGGGCGUGUGGAUCACCUCCAACAGUAACCCUACCAUUAGACGGAACGAGAUCUACAAUGGACACCAAGGCGGCGUGUAUAUCUUCGGCGAGGGGCGGGGCCUCAUCGAGCACAACAACAUCUACGGCAACGCGCUGGCCGGCAUCCAGAUCCGCACCAACAGCGACCCGAUCGUCAGGCACAACAAGAUCCACCACGGGCAGCACGGCGGCAUCUACGUCCACGAGAAGGGCCAGGGCCUGAUUGAAGAGAACGAGGUGUACGCAAACACCCUGGCCGGCGUGUGGAUAACGACGGGUAGCACGCCUGUGCUGCGUCGCAACCGCAUCCACUCGGGCAAGCAGGUGGGCGUCUACUUUUACGACAACGGCCACGGCAAGCUCGAAGACAACGACAUCUUCAACCAUCUGUAUUCGGGCGUGCAGAUCCGGACCGGCAGCAAUCCGGUGAUUAGGGGCAACAAGAUAUGGGGCGGUCAGAACGGUGGCGUGCUCGUUUACAACGGCGGCCUCGGCCUCCUCGAGCAGAACGAGAUAUUCGACAACGCGAUGGCCGGCGUCUGGAUCAAAACGGACUCAAAUCCGACGCUCAAGAGGAACAAGAUUUUCGACGGACGCGACGGCGGCAUCUGCAUCUUCAACGGCGGCAAGGGCAUUCUCGAGGAAAACGACAUAUUUCGUAACGCACAGGCGGGCGUGCUCAUCUCGACUCAGAGCCAUCCGAUCCUCCGACGAAAUCGGAUAUUCGACGGUUUGGCUGCGGGCGUCGAGAUCACGAAUAACGCGACCGCCACGCUCGAGUUCAACCAGAUUUUCAACAAUCGUUUCGGCGGGCUAUGCCUGGCCAGCGGCGUGCAGCCGAUCGUGCGCGGCAACAAGAUAUUCAGCAACCAAGACGCGGUCGAGAAGGCGGUCGCGAACGGCCAGUGCCUCUACAAGAUUUCGUCGUAUACGUCGUUCCCAAUGCACGACUUCUACCGAUGCCAGACGUGCAAUACUACCGAUCGCAACGCCAUCUGCGUCAACUGCAUCAAGACGUGCCACGCGGGUCACGAUGUCGAAUUCAUCCGGCACGACAGGUUUUUUUGCGAUUGCGGUGCGGGAACGCUGACCAACCAAUGUCAGCUGCAGGGCGAACCCACCCAGGACACGGACACGCUGUACGAUUCGGCGGCGCCGAUGGAGUCGCAUACGCUGAUGGUGAACUAGGUGCGGGUGGCGCUACGCCGCUUCCAGGUGUUCCUGUUUUUCGGACUCUCGGUCGGAUGACGCCUCGGACCGAGGCGACCAUCCGCCGCCGAUUUAUUUAUACGAAAGGAUUUAUUAUUUAAAUACACGUGCGUAUAUAGUGCGCGCGCGAGGUGGGGGGACAUCGUCCCCUCCUCCUCCAUGAAUCUCGUCGGAACGCGCAGAAUAGGUUCGUUAGUUUCGGCUUUUUUUUUUUAAAUUAUUGUCACUGUUUAAGUUUAUACACGCAAGUAUCCUUUGAGAGCGAGUUGUUUGUUGUGCUAUUAUUAUUAUUAUUAUUAUGAUUAUUAUUAUUAUUAUUAUCGUGCGUCGGACGAAGAAUGGAAAAGGACCAGAAAGACGUUUCUCCGAUGUAAGUGCGAAUUAAUUUUAUUUAUUGUGUUAAAGUGCGCGUGCGCCGCCUAUUGAAGAUUGUGGAGGGCUACGAGGAGAUACGUCGGUAAGCUCGCGUUUUGAGAAGGAACCUACUAUUCACAUUAACUCGGAGUAAAUUGAUUAUUUAUUUUUAACAGUUAUUGAGGACGACGAUUAUAAAAUCCCUGCCCUCGAGCGGUAGCCUUAAAACGCUUAACUGUAAGCUUGUUCAUCUCAACAAUGCGAUUAAUCUCCUUAUAGAUCGUUGUUGCGUGCAGUGUGGCACCGCGAUAUCAUUUUUAUUCGACCAGUGGCGGUUCGUCGCCGAUGGUAGUGAGUCACCAAAUUAAUAAAAUCUUUAAACGAAAUUUAUCAAAAACUUCAAACUAACUACAGUCCGUGUCUUUAUCUACAGAAAACACUUAUUACUUUUUUUCUGUUAUCACUCAGCUCCACCUACUGUGUGGCAGCAGUAGUAAAGGAGUCUCCCCGAACAAUAAAGCCACGAGCCGCUUCUGGUUUCGGCAGAUGAUCAGUAUUUUCCCAUUCGCCAACGUGCGUGACUGUGUGUGUGCCGUGUCCGUGAUGUUUUCGUUUGUUGUGUAAAUAUAUUGUUGGACGUGAAAUUUUGACUUUUACACUUUGCACCCGCCUCCCACAGGGGCGGGGCGGUCCUCGUCGAUGCCAUGAUUCCUUUGUUGUCAAGCAUAGUGAUCAAUGUAAAGGAGUUUGGGGAGUGUAUCAUUGAUUGGUCCUCAAUUUUUAAAAGGUGUAUAUAAUUUCUUGCCCCCUCCCCCUAUAAUUUGUUAAUUUGUUAUCGCGCGAGGAUGAGAAUCAAGUUUGAGAGUUGCCCCGCGAACCAGGGGCGCCCGGAUAAGUUUGUUGUUUUGAUACUACUGAAGGUUGCGUGUAUAAUAUCCUGUAAAAUAUUGUCUUUUUCUAAUAAUAACCCCCCGCCCCAAUUAAUAACGAAGAAUAUAAUUAAAUAUACUUAAGAGUUUAAGUGGUUAGGCUUAAGAGAACCUUUUAUGUCGGGCUUUAAAUGAUAAACAAGAAAAAAAAUUAAA
Cylas formicarius (sweet potato weevil) is the source of this 4394-nucleotide messenger RNA. It is a transcript of the gene FBXO11, whose product is annotated as F-box only protein 11. The transcript is spliced from 9 exons. The coding region runs from base 40 to 2934 and encodes 964 amino acids. Gene Ontology annotation, biological process: protein ubiquitination; ubiquitin-dependent protein catabolic process; regulation of apoptotic process. The record is from RefSeq and is a predicted model, not a curated record. Gene Ontology annotation, molecular function: zinc ion binding; protein binding. Lineage: Eukaryota; Metazoa; Arthropoda; Insecta; Coleoptera; Brentidae.